UGUUGUCUUUUUUCUCUUCCGACGGCAGCGUGUCUUAGUAGUAAGACCAUGGCUUCUAGAGUUCUUGUUGGAGUGAAGAGAGUUAUUGAUUAUGCUGUCAAGAUCCGUGUGAAACCUGAUAAGACAGGUGUUGUCACUGAUGGAGUAAAGCACUCUAUGAACCCAUUCUGUGAAAUUGCUGUGGAGCAAGCAGUUCGUAUGAAGGAGAAGCAGCUGGUAAAAGAAAUCAUUGUAGUUAGCUGUGGACCACAGCAGUGCCAGGAGACCAUCCGUACUGCUCUUGCAAUGGGAGCAGACCGAGGAAUCCAUGUUGAUGUAGCAGGAAAGGACUCUGAAAAUCUUGGACCAUUUCAGGUAUCCAAAAUUCUGGCUGCUCUUGCCAAGAAAGAAGAUGUUCAGCUCAUUAUAUUGGGAAAACAGGCUAUUGAUGAUGACUGUAAUCAAACAGGACAAAUGACUUCUGCGUUGUUAGAUUGGCCACAGGGAACGUUUGCUUCUGAAGUAGCAGUAGAAGGUGACAAAUUAAAGGUGGUCCGUGAAGUUGAUGGGGGCUUAGAAACCAUUCUUAUUCGUUUACCUGCAGUUUUAACAGCAGACUUGAGACUGAAUGAGCCUCGCUAUGCAACAUUGCCGAAUAUCAUGAAAGCAAAGAAGAAAAAGAUUGAUGUGAUGAAACCAGGUGAUCUGGCUGUUGAUAUUUCUUCGAAUCUUCAAAUACUGAGCACUGAUGAGCCCCCACAGAGGAAAGCUGGUGUGAAGCUUGAAUCUGCAGAAGACCUGAUAGCCAAAUUAAGGGAGAUCGGAAGAAUCUGAGCCACUGCUUAAUGGUACUGUUGAAUAGUUUAAAACUGUUUGUAUUUUCAGCCUUUUCCUGGAACUAAUCAAGCGAGCGAUCAAUAUGCACAACGCCUGGGUGAUGAAGUACAGGCAGAGCAGAUAGAAGGCUGAGUUCAGCAUAGGUACAUGAGUGAUGACAUUUAAUUCUGUUCAGUAAAUGAUCUGAACGGUUGGCAUUUAUUAUGGACUUCAAAACUGUUAAUUAUUGCUGUAUAAAUAAUAUUUCACAAAAUAUUUUUAUGAAGUGCUGUUAUUCUAUGGAAAUUUUUCACUGCUGCAUUUCAUAAAAUUGUAGUCAAUUCUCUCCUCCUGUAAGGAGGGAUUUACACAAAUAAAGCAAAUUGUGUUUUGAUCAAGUAA
Messenger RNA from Protopterus annectens (West African lungfish), 1197 nucleotides. It is a transcript of the gene ETFB, whose product is annotated as electron transfer flavoprotein subunit beta. Bases 49 to 813 code for a protein of 254 amino acids. Gene Ontology annotation, cellular component: cytosol. Gene Ontology annotation, molecular function: electron transfer activity. The record is from RefSeq and is a predicted model, not a curated record. Lineage: Eukaryota; Metazoa; Chordata; Ceratodontiformes; Protopteridae. The transcript is spliced from 7 exons.